AUUUGCGGUGACUUUACAGUGUGGACUAGAGUUGGACCCGCUCGGUGCCGCCGGGUAAUUGAUCGAUCUUGAACAAAGGCGUGUUCCAUAAUGGCUGCCAUGCUGGACGGAUACGUUAAUCAGCUUGAUAAUUAUUACGCCCAUAAUCAGUGUUAUCAACCGAACGCUUAUCCCGCACCUGCACAUCGCCAAGGUGGAAACGCCGGUGUCCCAGCCAUGGACUGUCACGCUGUUCCCGAUAGUUCUUACUGGAGUCCGAUGGAUGCGACGGGAAUAUCCGGGGGCAGUUCCGGCUCCGGAAGUCCAGGCACUUCGAACACUCCGCCGUGCCUGGAGGAGCUCGGCAUAGCCGAUCCUCCCGCGGCGUUUCACAUCCACACUUACCACAACCAGAACCAUGUCAUAUCCUCGCACAAUCAUUACGGGGCUGUCGGGUACCACGACCAGGUCGUCGACGGUCAAAUUCGGGAGGACUACGCGCCCUGCUCCACAUCGGCGGGCCAGGGUUCGUCCUUCAACCUUGAGACCCCGGUGAGACCGGUGAAGAGGAGGAACACUGCAAACAAAAAGGAGAGACGACGCACGCAGAGUAUAAACAACGCUUUCGCUGACCUCAGAGAUUGCAUUCCCAACGUCCCAGCCGACACCAAACUCUCCAAAAUCAAAACUCUGAGGCUCGCUUGCUCCUACAUCGGAUACCUCACCGCCGUCCUGGACAGCGACGAACCUCCGGCUACCUUCAGGGCGGAACUCGUACCCGGCAGCAGACGCUCCAAGCAAUCCGGGGCUGAUCAAAGUCAGGAAGCGAUAUCUCAGGAACCCGGAGAGGAAACGAGGCGUACGAAAGGAAGAACGGGAUGGCCUCAGCACGUCUGGGCCUUGGAAUUGAAGCAAGAGCAACCUCCGGGACUAUAGCCUAAUUACCAUGAACAGCUUGUGAAUCACGCUACUUUAUACGAAUUGGGUAUGUGACGAACGAAGUGGCGUGAUAGAUG
Messenger RNA from Diprion similis, 995 nucleotides. RefSeq names its product protein lyl-1-like. Bases 91 to 915 code for a protein of 274 amino acids. The transcript has 3 exons. Lineage: Eukaryota; Metazoa; Arthropoda; Insecta; Hymenoptera; Diprionidae. Gene Ontology annotation, biological process: developmental process; regulation of transcription by RNA polymerase II. The record is from RefSeq and is a predicted model, not a curated record. Gene Ontology annotation, molecular function: DNA-binding transcription factor activity, RNA polymerase II-specific; RNA polymerase II transcription regulatory region sequence-specific DNA binding; protein dimerization activity.